Atta colombica is the source of this 1277-nucleotide messenger RNA. RefSeq names its product fatty acyl-CoA reductase 1-like. Gene Ontology annotation, molecular function: alcohol-forming very long-chain fatty acyl-CoA reductase (NADP+) activity. The annotation marks the transcript as partial. The record is from RefSeq and is a predicted model, not a curated record. The transcript has 8 exons. Lineage: Eukaryota; Metazoa; Arthropoda; Insecta; Hymenoptera; Formicidae. Gene Ontology annotation, biological process: long-chain fatty-acyl-CoA metabolic process. Gene Ontology annotation, cellular component: peroxisome.
AUGAAAACUGAAGCACACAAAACACCGAUACAAAGUUUUUACGCCAGACAGACAAUCUUUAUUACAGGAAGUACAGGCUUUCUUGGAAAAAUGUUGAUAGAGAAGCUGUUACGAAGCUGUCCUGAUAUCUCUAUGAUAUAUGUGAUGAUACGUUCACAAAGAGAUAAAUGCCCCGAAAAUCGAUUAGAUGAAAUGUUUGAAAAUCCGCUUUAUGACCGAAUAAAAAAAGAAGUACCUGAUUUUCGCAAAAAAAUCAUACCAAUCAUAGGAGAUUCCAAUAUCAAAGAUUUGGGAUUGUCAGAAAGUGAUAGAAACGUGUUAAUAAGUAAGGUAUCUAUAAUUUUUCAUGUAGCAGCGAAUAUGCAAUUCUAUGAAAAGAUCAAAAUUUCUACAAUAAUAAACAUUGAUGCUACUGCUACCGUCUUAAAACUUGCAAAACAGAUGCCAAAUUUGAAGGUAAUUGAUCUAAUCAGAAUCUCCUCACAAUGGCCGAAUACAUACUUAUUCACGAAGGCGAUUGCAGAAGGACUCUUCAAAAACGAAAGUAGAGAUUUACCAAUUGGAAUAUUUCGACCUGCAAUGGUUAUAUCCAGCGCCAGUGAACCACUUAUCGGCUGGAUCGACAAUAUGUAUGGGCCAACAGGUUUCGCAAGGAGCUUGCUACUUGGUGUCGUAAGAUUUCAACAUUGUAAUGGCAAUCAUAAGGCGAAUAUAGUGCCUGUUGAUUUUACCGUAAACGCUUUAAUUGCUAGUGCGUGGGAUGUCUACAGUCAACACGGGCGGAUUAAAGACAUGUUAAUUUAUAAUUUCGCACCGCCAGUUGAUGGCCCUACUUGGAAUGAAUACAUUUAUGCACUACUUGACAUCAAUAAAAUGUAUCCCUUGCGUAGUGCCAUGUACUUACCAUUAAUGACUUUCUUCAAACAUGAGAUACCAUACAGAUUUUGCGUUUGGUUCGGUCACUUCCUUCCUGCUUUACUUUUGGAUGCCGCCAGUAUCUGUAUUGGACGUAGCCCGAGAAUGUGGAAAUUGUAUAUGAAGGUAGACAAAUUUUGUAAAGCAAUCGUACCUUUUUGUGACACAGAAUGGACUUAUUCUAUCGAUAAUAUUCAAUCAAUGUGGGAUAAUCUCAAUGAGGGGGAUCAAAAAUUAUUUAAGUUUAACAUGGUGGAAUUUAAUUGGACAGAAUACUUAAUUAAUCAUUAUCAGGGCAUGCGGCUCUAUCGACUUAAUGAAAAUGACAGUAUGUUGAAAGUUAGUCGUACGAAAUAUGCAAG